Pimephales promelas (fathead minnow) is the source of this 5247-nucleotide messenger RNA. RefSeq names its product ABL proto-oncogene 1, non-receptor tyrosine kinase (gene abl1). NCBI's taxonomy places the organism in Eukaryota, Metazoa, Chordata, Actinopteri, Cypriniformes, Leuciscidae. Gene Ontology annotation, molecular function: ATP binding; non-membrane spanning protein tyrosine kinase activity; protein binding. The record is from RefSeq and is a predicted model, not a curated record. Gene Ontology annotation, biological process: protein phosphorylation.
CGGCGUGCGUGUGACGUCACGAGCGGAGCUCGCGUGCGCGAAUAUGGCGGUUCAUGCGACGACGAGCGACUCAAAAAAAGUGCUGAAAGUUAUAAAAUAAAAGGAAGACAUGGCGAGAAUCAACACUAAAAAACUGCAGAAGAGUGCAGGGAUUGUUCGGUGAGGAAACGAGCCCGACAGGAGAGGCAUAAAGACUGCGCGGAGAGCGUUUAUAUUCGCCUCAGGAUCUCGAGAGAGAGGGAGAACUGCACGCGGAAGUGACGAGAGACUUAACAACUAACUUACAACUCCAACAAACUCCAACUGUACACUACACGUCAAAGUUACACGAACCGAGGGUUUAAUCGGGAUAACACCGCGUGUUGGAGUUCCUGUGAGAGUUCAGACUCUAUUUUACACCUACAUGUGUUUAAUUAGCUCAAAUCUCAUCAACGUCAUUUACCGUAGUGACGUCGAAGUGCUUGUUUACAGCUGCUGCAAACGUAAUUAAAUGGUUAUUACUACAUGUAGUAACAGUUAUGUACUGAGUGACACUGCUAACCAGUCUUGACACAAUCACUAUAGUAGAUCUGCUGUUUAAAAAGUUAUUGUUGGACAUUUCUUCCAAGUGAACAAGGAUGAUAGUUGACUGUAGUUUCAUGCACGUCAGCAUAUCUGAGCGAAUUAUUGACGCGUGCCAGGAGAGAUUCAUAUUCGCUUGACGUCACUAUGAUUGACAGCUCAUCAGCUCAACCUUACUCACAGUUUCUGUCGAUCAUGUGGAGGUUUCAGUGACGUCAUCACCCUGAAGACUGAUGUUUCGUCCUCCUCUGACACACCCGCACAGGCUUCUGGAUCUGGCUGUGGAUGCGUGACCGGCGCUGGACUCUGACUCGUCGGGACCGGGAUCCGGUGUGUGUGUGUGUGUGUCGGGCCCUUAUGGGGCAGCAGCCGGGGAAGCCCGUCGGGGACCAGCGGAGACCGAGUCUGCCGGCGCUGCCCUUCAUCAAGGCCUCUGGGAAGCGAGAGGCGUCGCGGCCCGGAGCGCAGAACUGCAAUGUGUUCACCGUCCACGAAGCUCUUCAGCGGCCCGGCUUCGAGCCUCCGGGUCUUUCUGAAGCGGCUCGCUGGAACUCCAAGGAGAAUCUGCUGGCGGGACCCGGAGAGAACGACCCCAACCUGUUCGUGGCGCUGUAUGACUUCGUAGCGAGCGGCGACAACACUCUCAGCAUCACCAAAGGAGAGAAGCUGAGGGUUCUGGGAUACAAUCACAAUGGCGAGUGGUGCGAGGCGCAGACGAAGAACGGGCAGGGCUGGGUGCCGAGUAACUACAUCACGCCGGUCAACAGCCUGGAGAAGCACAGCUGGUACCAUGGGCCCGUGUCGCGCAACGCCGCCGAGUACCUGCUCAGCAGCGGCAUCAACGGCAGCUUCCUGGUGCGCGAGAGCGAGAGCAGCCCCGGCCAGCGCUCCAUAUCGCUGCGCUACGAGGGUCGCGUCUACCACUACCGUAUCAACACCGCCUCCGACGGCAAGCUGUACGUGUCGUCCGAGAGCCGCUUCAACACGCUGGCAGAGCUGGUCCAUCAUCACUCCACGGUGUCGGACGGCCUCAUCACGACGCUGCAUUACCCGGCUCCCAAGCGCAACAAGCCCACCAUCUACGGCGUGUCGCCCAACUAUGACAAGUGGGAGAUGGAGCGCACGGACAUCACGAUGAAGCACAAGCUGGGCGGAGGGCAGUAUGGGGAGGUGUACGAGGGCGUGUGGAAGAAGUACAGCCUCACUGUGGCCGUCAAAACACUAAAGGAAGACACUAUGGAAGUGGAAGAGUUUCUAAAAGAAGCUGCAGUGAUGAAAGAAAUCAAACACCCCAACCUGGUGCAGCUGUUGGGCGUCUGCACACGGGAACCUCCCUUUUAUAUCAUCACCGAGUUCAUGACGCACGGGAACCUGCUGGAUUACCUGCGCGAGUGCAACCGCCAGGAGGUGGACGCCGUGGUGCUGCUCCACAUGGCCACGCAGAUCUCCUCCGCCAUGGAGUACCUGGAGAAGAAGAACUUCAUACACAGGGAUCUAGCUGCCCGUAACUGCUUAGUUGGGGAAAACCACUUGGUUAAAGUGGCAGAUUUCGGGCUGAGUCGCCUGAUGACGGGAGACACGUACACAGCCCACGCCGGAGCCAAGUUUCCCAUUAAAUGGACCGCACCGGAGAGCCUGGCCUAUAACAAAUUCUCCAUCAAGUCCGAUGUGUGGGCAUUUGGAGUCCUGCUUUGGGAGAUCGCCACCUAUGGGUUGUCUCCGUAUCCUGGAAUUGACUUGUCCCAAGUUUACGAGCUACUAGAGAAGGAUUACCGCAUGGACCGGCCCGAGGGAUGCCCGGAGAAAGUCUAUGAGCUCAUGAGGGCCUGUUGGAGGUGGAACCCUGCAGAGCGGCCUUCUUUUGCUGAAACCCACCAGGCGUUUGAGACUAUGUUUCAAGAGUCCAGUAUCUCUGAUGAGGUGGAGAAAGAGUUGGGGAAGAAGGGUAAGAAGCUGACGCUGGGUCCAAUACAACAGGCCCCAGAACUUCCCACUAAGACGAGGACACUACGAAGACAUAUGGACAGUAGGGAUGGUGACAGCCCGGACGCAGCAGAGCCUGAGCUCCCGAUGAUUCCGAGGCCUACCCUCGACAGCAACUUGAACGAAGAUGAUCGGCUCUUGACUAAAGAUAAAGAUAAGUUCCGGAUGAAUCCCUUCAGUUACAUCAAGAAAAAGAAGAGAACGGCUCCGGCGCCGCCGAAACGCUCCAGCUCGUUCGGGAAGAUGGAUGGGCACCUGGAUCGGAGAGGACUGGGUCCCGAGUGCAAUGAUUUUAACAACGGGGUUCCCACCAAUGAUGCCUCGCAAGGCAUCGAUCCUUCCAAAUUGAUUGGGUCCGGAGUCACCAAUGGAGCCCUAGUGUAUCCCGGUCAGCUCUUCCCUCCUCAUUCAAGGAAAAAGGGCACGGGAACGACGUCAGGGAAACUGGCCACAACUCCGCCAGGAGAAGAAGACCCAAUGUCAAACUCAAAGCGCUUCCUGAGGUCUUCGUCCGCAUCUAGCAUGCCUCCAGGAUCGCAGCGAUCCGAUUGGAAAUCGGUCACUUUGCCUCGUGACAUCCAAUCUUCUCACUUCGAGUCGGGAACCAUCGGAGGCAAGCCGGCUUUGCCACGCAAAAAAGCAGAUUGCAUGCCGAGAGGUGGAACCCUAACCCCGCCUCCGCGCCUUCCCAAGAAAACCGAGGAUGCGUCGGAUGAAGUCUUCAAGGACUCGGAGUCUAGUCCCGGAUCAAGUCCUUUGACUCUGACGCCGAAACUCGGGCGACGCCCGCAAACAGAAACCUCUAAAACAAGUGCCUUGCAAGCAGAGCUCUUCAAACCCAACGUGUUUCCAACUCUGGAUGAAAUCAGACCUCGCAGGCUCAAGCAAACCUCGGAAAUCCCUGGACAAAGAGAGCGGGAGAAGGGAAAGUUCGCAAAACCCAAACCUGCUCCUCCGCCUCCGCCUCCCGUCUCCAGCACCAAGUCUGGGAAGACUUCGAGGAGCCCUACAUUUGAUGUGUCUUCAGAUACCAAAAUCAAGGGUUCUGAAGUGAAUCCCUCUAAUCCCGGAUCCACAGACCUAUGCAAGGGAAGUCUUUCCCAAGAAAGUGCCAAGAAACUGCAGAAAAACACCUCGAAAGUUCCUCCCACUAAAACCUCUCCGGUGUCUCCGAGUGCUCAGCUUCCGGGAAUGGGAACGACUGUCGGAGACCCCGGAUCCAACUUCAUUCCUCUCAUAACGACUCGCCGCUCGUUGAGGAAAACGCGCCAGCCGUCGGAAAGACUCUCCAACUCUUGCAUCACGCGCGAGAUGGUCUUGGACAGCACCGAUAUAUUGCGAGCCGCGAUCGGACGGAUCUCGGAGCAAACCGGGAGCCAUAGUGCCGUGUUGGAGGCCGGGAAGAACCUCUCCAAGUUUUGCGUAAGCUUCGUCGAGUCCAUCCAACAGAUGCGCAACAAGUUUGCUUUCCGAGAAGCCAUCAAUAAGCUGGAGAGCAGUCUUCGUGAGUUGCAGAUCUGCCCAGCGGCCACCGGGGGCGCCAACACGCCUCAAGACUUUUCCAAGCUGCUGUCCUCCGUCAAGGAGAUCACCGACAUCGUUCAGAGGUAGCGGAGAAACGCUCGGAUGCGAUCGAUAUCUAGAUUCUUCUCUGGGUGGACGAACUCUCUAAGGGAGCCCACCUCGUGCCAAACAGACACAUUUACGGACGACUCUAAAACAGGGUCCCCGAAAGUUCGUUUGGCGAUCUUAAGGUAGAAAGGUCGACUUGAGUCGCAAUUCCACAACUUGACUUUGACUUUUCUUGCAUUAUCUCAGCGUUGCGGUGAUUGUGACCGAAAAACACCUCACAAUUUCCAAUAUUUUUUUAGAGAUCAAAAUAUAUUUGCUUACAAAAGAAACACUCGAGAUCAUAGCGUUGACUCUUUUUCCGCGAGUGGUUUGGUCAAGAAAGGGCUCUGCUGUGAGAUGUGAACGGUCCCUGUGAAAUGAGGAAGCUGACUGAUUACGGAUUGUAUGAUUGCGACACUGUGCCACGAGUGACGUUUAGCUGACCCGCGCGGAUUUCCCAGCAUUCCUGAUCCUGUCGAGGGUUUCGAACAAGUGUUCCUUCAGCACAAUCACUACACACACACGACUCUCCUAAACACACCGUGGCCUUAAAGAGCGAAUGAAACACUACUGUCUCAAGGAGAACGACUUGGAAGUGCGAAUCAGAGCUUAAGAAGCAGUGUAUGUAUAGAUGUUUUUAUUGUACCACUGUUUUCCACACACCACUGACGGAAUCAGCUUUAUCCAAUGACCACACGCCCGUCUUAAAGUUAUAGUUCUCAUUGAGGAUGUCUUACUAAGAGCUUGCAUAAUUGAAAUAAUGCGGUUGUUUUCAGUAUUAGUUUGUCUUUUCCGACUCUCUGCCAUCUGACUGUGACGCCCGAGGAGAAAGCCAACCACAAGCUGCCUUUGAUUCAACACGGUACUCCCAGUGUUGACUUUUAACGUUUUGUUUUCGUCUCUUCAAAAUCAUGCCACUACUUUUUAAUGUGUAUUCAACCUCACCCUGUUGUAGACUCAUCUUUGUAAAUACACGUCACUUGCUUUCUCUUUUCUGUUGAUUCUUCCUGUAACCUUGGUGCAAUUUUGUGUUGCAUAAAAUACAAAGAAAUUUUGCUACUUGAACAACAUAAAGAGUUCAUUCUCUGCUGU